AUGUUGAGAAGUAAUCUGUCAAAUAUCCCUCGUGAAAUUAAUGAACAAUGCCCAAGUAUUCACUUGCUUGCUGAAAGUCAAGAUCUAACUGUCCAAGCAAAGGCGAACAAAGUGAGUUUACUGUGUGUAGAUAAUGUAAGGAGCAUGAGUUAUGAAUCCAGUGUUACUACAGCAGGAAAGUGCAGUCACUGGAGUACCUACAGAAAAUAUUCAAUGUUUGAUUCAGACUGGAAGCUCUUAUAUAUAAUUCGGUGCCUUAAAUACCACAUACAAUGAACGUGAAUGUUGAAUGAUGAAUGAUGAAUUUUCUUUUGAAGAUUGUUCUAGCAAUCGCAUCGUAUUUGAAGCAAGAUGAAAAUCAGCCCGCUUCUAGAGGUAGGUGUGGUGGUCAUGAUGGUGGUGGUAUUGUAGUUGUUGUUUUGUAACUUUUGUUCUUCUUGAUGGUGGUAUAAUAAUAAUAAUAGUGAGGGUGAUGAUGAUGAUGAUGGUGGUGGUGAUGAUGUUGGUGGUAAUGGUGAUGAUGGUGGUGGUGAUGAUGAUUGUGAUGAUGUUGGUGGUGGUGAUGUUGGUGGUGGUGAUGAUGGUGGUGGUGAUGAUGGUGGUG
Messenger RNA from Paramuricea clavata, 604 nucleotides. NCBI's taxonomy places the organism in Eukaryota, Metazoa, Cnidaria, Anthozoa, Malacalcyonacea, Plexauridae. The record is from the annotation of a GenBank genome assembly.